AUGUUGUUGCAAGAAUAUCGAAUAUGUUUACCGCUGACUGUAGAAGAAUAUCGAGUUGGUCAGUUAUACAUGAUAUGCAAGCAUUGUGAAGAAGAGAGUAUGAGAGAUGAAGGUGUUGAAGUUGUUAAAAAUGAACCUUGCAAUGAUGAACAAUACGGAAGCGGCCAAUGUACGGAGAAAAGAUUAUAUUUAUCAAGUCGUUUACCGAGUUGGAUUCGAUCAUUUAUACCAAACCUCUUUUAUAUCACUGAGAAAGCUUGGAAUUAUUAUCCAUAUACAUGUUCAUUUUUGCCUCGUUUUUCAAUUGUGGUUGAAACAAAAUAUGAAGAUAAUAAUGGAACAACUGAUAAUUGCCAUAACCUAUCGGAAGAAGAAGUACAAAAUCGUAAAUUAGAAUUCCUUGAUAUUGUUGCUGACCAUGUUCCUGAACAUAAAUACAAAUUAUCUGAAGAUCCUACCAAAUUCAAGUCGAAGAAAACAGGACGAGGGCCAUUGACACCAGAUUGGAUACAAACAUUUAAGCCCAUUAUGUGUGCCUAUAAAAUCGUUCGUGUUCGAUUCGAAGUAUGGGGAUUGCAGACUAGAUCAGAGGAUUUUAUACAGCGGACUGUUCGUGAUAUACUACUAUUAGCCCAUCGCCAAGCGUUUACAUGGAUGGACGAAUGGUAUGAUAUGUCAAUGGAGGAAGUGAGAAAAUACGAACAAGAAAUGUUUCAGACGACUAAUAAGAAAGUGAUGCAUUCAGCAGGAUCAGUAAAUUCAGUCCAUUCGACCACAAUGUCUGUUCAUGAAUGA
This is a messenger RNA of Didymodactylos carnosus, 795 nucleotides long. The record is from the annotation of a GenBank genome assembly. NCBI's taxonomy places the organism in Eukaryota, Metazoa, Rotifera, Eurotatoria, Philodinida, Philodinidae.